Alternaria arborescens is the source of this 411-nucleotide messenger RNA. RefSeq lists its product as hypothetical. The record is from RefSeq and is a predicted model, not a curated record. NCBI's taxonomy places the organism in Eukaryota, Fungi, Ascomycota, Dothideomycetes, Pleosporales, Pleosporaceae. Gene Ontology annotation, cellular component: membrane. Bases 1 to 411 code for a protein of 136 amino acids. Gene Ontology annotation, molecular function: metal ion transmembrane transporter activity. The transcript has a single exon. Gene Ontology annotation, biological process: metal ion transport; transmembrane transport.
AUGCGUGCACUCGGUAUCGAUGUCGACGACCCACAAAGCUAUGGAUUCGUCGGUAAACGCGAGGCACAAAUGUGGCAGUUUCUGCGUUCCACCUGUCUCGAUUUGCAGGAUAUGUUCCAACAACUGACCAACUCAUAUACACAAGUUAUUGCGCUGAGGGAGGCGCAGGCGAGUAAUGCGCAAGCAAGCUCGAUUCGCUGGCUCACUGUACUGGGAACCCUCUUUGUUCCUAUAUCAAUCCUUGCAGGAAUCAUGUCAAUGGGAGGCGAGGUUUUGCCGGGAGAAAGGAAGUUCUGGGUGUUCUUCGCUGUGGUCUGCCCUGUGUUGUUGAUCAUUGGCGCCGUUCUUAUUGGGACAUUGGGGCGGCGGGCAGUGUCGAAUUGGUUAUGUGCUCACGGCUUCAUGACUUGA